Molecule: messenger RNA, 1312 nt
Organism: Bactrocera latifrons
Lineage: Eukaryota; Metazoa; Arthropoda; Insecta; Diptera; Tephritidae
Gene: Kr-h2
Product: Krueppel homolog 2
Exons: 5
Coding region: 90-905 (271 amino acids)
Biological process (GO): membrane organization; endoplasmic reticulum tubular network organization
Cellular component (GO): membrane; endoplasmic reticulum
Source: RefSeq, a predicted model, not a curated record
UUUUUUUAUUACAGGUAGAAAUUCAAUCAGUACUAGGUGAGUUAGUGGAAGAAAUAAGUUGAAAUCGGUUGGAAAAUUUAACAAAUAAAAUGAGUGACGACGCAAGUAAUAAUCAACAGAAUAACAGCUCGACCUCUUCAUCUACACCACCUCCACAACAAGAUAGUAAUGGCAAUGUAUUGGAAAAAAUGCAACAGCAUAUUCGAACGAAUAAAGUCGACGUAGCUAUGUGGGCUACACGCAUACUCACAGUACUCUUUACAUUCAGCUACUUGGUACCACUAAUAAGUAAUCAACAGAGCUCCUUUAACAAAGUAUUACUAUCGAAUGCAGCGACUUCAGCACUACGCCUACAUCAGCGUUUACCUUCGUUUGCAUUUACGAGGGAAUUUUUGGCCCGGCUCUUUAUGGAAGAUUCCUGCCAUUAUCUUAUGUUUUCUUUAAUAUUUUUUAAUGCGCAACCCACAUUGCUAAUUCUCAUUCCAAUUGUUUUGUUCGCCGUAUUACAUGCAUCCAGUUACUCAUUAAAACUAUUAGACAUUAUUGGCCAAAACUCUUGGUGGGGAGCAAGGUUCUUAAUUUCGCUGGUUGAGUUCCAAGCCAGUAAUAUUUUGAAGGCUGCAGCUUUUGCUGAGAUUUUUAUUAUGCCAUUAGCUAUUGUUUUCACAUUCAGAGGAAAAACAGGACUAAUGACUCCGAUAGUUUACUAUCAUUUCUUGGUUAUGCGUUAUAGUUCCAGACGCAAUCCUUAUACCCGGAACGCUUUUGCGGAACUUCGCGUUAAAGCCGAGGCCUUAGCCGCCUCAUCACCUGCGGUUGUUGGUAAGAUCAUACAUAGUGGCAUCGCUUUUGUGACUCGUUUAGCGCCGCAACAACAACCGGAGCAACCAUCAGCAACACAAUAAGCAUUUUUUCGUACAUCAGCCUUUUGUUUUUAAAUUAUGUUCCACUAAUAUGAAAAAAGACAUAUGUUUAAUAUUAUAUUUUACAAAAAAGUACCUUAGGAAAUAAAUGCAAUUUAAACAUGCGACGUCUAAACAUUUGCCUUCAAAGGUUACAUGAAUAACAACAAAAAUGUAUAACUAUAACAAAUAUAAUUUAAAUGUAAAUUGGAACACAACACAUUGAGUUUUAAAUUGUACGACAAUUUUUAUUACAUUAUAAGGUAUUAUGUAACAGGUAUUUGUUCAAGAUUUUUUCUCUUGAAAUUAUUUUUAGUUUCCUCUUUAUGUAGUCAUUGGUGUUAAUGUGCAAUUAUCUCGAUAUAUGAAUGAUAUCAAUUUGAAUAAACAAUUAUAUUUAUAUCAUGGGA